AUGUCUGAAAUUCAACUCCUGCACAAUCUCUCGGUUGUUCGUUUAUGUAAACGGUUGUUGUCAGAAGAAACUGAUAAAAAUCAUCUUCAGAAAAAUGGACAUACUCUCACUCAAGAAGACCGUUUAAUUAUGCGCCUCAAGUCAUCAAAACCCUUAUCCACCUUCAUCAAAUCAUUUCGUGAAAGACAUGAGGACUGGAUUAGUCUCGUUCAUUAUUUGUUUUACAAAAAUAUAUCAGGUAAAUGGAAGUCAAGAGAGCAAAAACGUCGGAAUAGAAAAGUUCGCGGAUCCUUACCACUGCCUCCUGCACCUGUACAAAAAACAGAAUUUGAUAUUUCGGAGGAUCAGAGCAACUCUCACUCAUCCUAUCGUAUUCACAACGCAUGUUCGGAAUCUGAAAAUUGCGUAAAAAAGCUUUCAUUUAAAGAUACACUUGCUGAUAAGGACAUAUUUAAUAAUACUAAUAUAGCAAUGCCAGAAAUUAUCACUCGAUUACUUGAACGAAAAGGAAUUCCUACAAAAAGCAACGAUAUAAAAACUACUUCCGGAUCCUCAGUGACAAAUUCCACUACCAUGGAUCAUAAUCUUUCUUCUAUAACAGAUGGAUCAAUUGAACGAACAGUGAAUAAAUCAAAAAAACUGAAACUGCCAUUAAAAUCUAAUAUCUCAUCUAAUUCUAAUCAUGAAAUUCCUGCAGAAACUCAUCAAUUAGAAAAUUCAUUAAUUGAUGAUGAACUUGACGAUCCACUUGGUGAUGAUGAUAAAGAAGCUAGAAAGUUAUUUAAAAAGAAACAUUUAAAGAAUCCUACAAAACAACAACAUUUGAAAAAGAAUUCUUCUUCAUACAUAUCUCAUAAAAAACAAAAUGUUACCAAAUUUCCUGACAGAAUGAAACCAAAAACUUUACAAAUGCACAAAACAACCAGUAAUACUGCUACAGAAACUGCUGUAAUCUCUGAAUUAUCUAAACCUGAUCUACAUCCAUCUUGGCAAGCGAAACGAUUGGAAAAAGCUAAAGUUGUUGAAUUGUGUAAAGGUCCAGUGGCAGAAGUAAAGCAUAUUGUAUUUACUGAUUGA
Schistosoma turkestanicum is the source of this 1077-nucleotide messenger RNA. NCBI's taxonomy places the organism in Eukaryota, Metazoa, Platyhelminthes, Trematoda, Strigeidida, Schistosomatidae. The record is from the annotation of a GenBank genome assembly.